Molecule: messenger RNA, 2746 nt
Organism: Perognathus longimembris pacificus (Pacific pocket mouse)
Lineage: Eukaryota; Metazoa; Chordata; Mammalia; Rodentia; Heteromyidae
Gene: Arhgef7
Product: Rho guanine nucleotide exchange factor 7
Exons: 22
Coding region: 82-2670 (862 amino acids)
Biological process (GO): intracellular signal transduction
Molecular function (GO): protein binding; guanyl-nucleotide exchange factor activity
Source: RefSeq, a predicted model, not a curated record
GGGCCGGGCCGCCGCGCGGAGGUGCUGGGCGCGCGCGGCGCCCCCUCCCUGCGCCCUGCCCGAGCCGCCGCCGCCGCCGCGAUGAAUUCGGCCGAGCAGACCGUUACGUGGCUCAUCACCCUCGGGGUGCUCGAGUCGCCCAAGAAGACCAUCUCGGACCCGGAGGUCUUCCUGCAGGCGUCGCUCAAGGAUGGGGUGGUGCUCUGCCGGCUGCUGGAGCGCCUGCUCCCCGGGACCAUCGAGAAAGUGUACCCGGAGCCGCGGACCGAGAGCGAGUGCCUGAGCAACAUCCGCGAGUUCCUGCGCGCCUGCGGGGCCUCCCUGCGCCUGGAGACAUUCGACGCAAAUGACUUAUAUCAGGGGCAGAAUUUCAACAAGGUCCUCACUUCCUUAGUGACUCUAAAUAAAGUAACAGCAGACAUUGGACUGGGAAGUGAUUCUGUGUGUGCUCGACCCUCUUCGCAUCGGAUAAAGUCUUUUGAUUCUCUGGGAUCCCAGCCUUCACACAGUCGGACUUCAAAAUUGUUCCAGGGCCAGUACCGGAGUUUGGACAUGACUGAUAACAGCAACAGUCAGCUGGUCGUGCGAGCCAAGUUUAACUUCCAGCAGACCAACGAAGACGAGCUGUCCUUCACCAAGGGCGACGUCAUCCAUGUCACUCGGGUGGAGGAAGGAGGCUGGUGGGAGGGCACCCACAACGGCAGGACCGGCUGGUUCCCCAGCAACUACGUGCGCGAGAUCAAGCCCAGUGAAAAGCCAGUGUCACCCAAAUCGGGAUCGCUGAAGAGCCCUCCCAAAGGGUUUGAUACAACUGCCAUCAACAAGAGCUAUUACAACGUGGUGCUACAGAAUAUCCUAGAAACAGAAAAUGAGUAUUCCAAGGAGCUGCAGACCGUGCUGUCCUCCUACCUGCGGCCCCUGCAGACCAGUGAGAAGUUAAGCUCAACAAACACUUCAUAUUUAAUGGGAAACCUAGAGGAGAUAUGUUCUUUCCAACAAACACUUGUACAGUCUUUGGAAGAAUGCACCAAGUCCCCCGAGGCCCAGCAGAGAGUCGGAGGCUGUUUCCUGAGCCUUAUGCCACAGAUGAGAACCCUGUACCUCGCCUACUGUGCCAACCACCCGUCUGCCGUCAGCGUCCUCACAGAGCACAGCGAGGACCUAGGGGAGUUCAUGGAGACGAAGGGUGCCAGCAGCCCUGGAAUCCUCGUGCUGACCACCGGCCUCAGCAAGCCCUUCAUGCGCCUGGACAAGUACCCCACCCUGCUGAAGGAGCUGGAGAGACACAUGGAGGAGUAUCAUCCUGAUAGACAAGAUAUUCAGAAAUCUAUGACUGCCUUCAAAAACCUUUCAGCCCAGUGUCAAGAAGUACGAAAAAGGAAAGAGCUCGAGCUGCAGAUUCUGACGGAAGCCAUCCGGAACUGGGAGGGAGACGACAUCAAGACUCUGGGCAAUGUCGUGUACAUGUCCCAGGUCAUGAUUCAGUGUGCGGGAAGCGAGGAAAAGAAUGAGAGAUACCUUCUGCUCUUCCCAAACCUUUUACUAAUGUUGUCUGCCAGCCCCAGGAUGAGUGGUUUCAUCUAUCAGGGAAAGCUACCAACGACAGGAAUGACAAUCACAAAGCUUGAGGACAGCGAAAACCAUAGGAACGCGUUUGAGAUAUCAGGGAGCAUGAUCGAGCGGAUACUGGUGUCUUGCAACAACCAGCAGGACCUCCACGAAUGGGUGGACCACCUGCAGAAGCAGACGAAGGUCACCGCCAUGGGCAACCCCACCAUCAAGCCCCACUCGGUGCCGUCCCAUACCCUCCCCUCCCACCCCAUCCCUCCAUCCAGCAAACACGCAGACAGUAAGCCCGGGGCGCUGGCGCCCGCCUACCACACGCUCCCCCACCCCUCCCACCACGGCACCCCGCACACCACCAUCAGUUGGGGACCCCUGGAGCCUCCGAAGACCCCCAAGCCGUGGAGCCUGAGCUGCCUGCGGCCCGCACCGCCCCUCCGGCCCUCGGCUGCUCUCUGCUACAAGGAGGACCUCAGUAAGAGCCCCAAGACCAUGAAGAAGCUGCUGCCCAAGCGCAAGCCGGAGCGGAAGCCCUCGGAUGAGGAGUUCGCCCUGCGCAAGAGCACGGCUGCCCUGGAAGAAGACGCUCAGAUUCUGAAAGUCAUCGAAGCCUACUGCACAAGCGCCAAAACGCGGCAGACGCUGAAUUCCACAUGGCAAGGCACUGACCUGAUGCAUAAUCACGUCUUGGCUGAUGACGACCAAUCAAGUCUAGACUCCUUGGGUCGUCGCAGUAGCCUUUCCCGUUUGGAGCCCUCUGACCUCUCGGAAGACUCUGAGUCUGACAGUAUAUGGACAGCCUAUAGUUACAGAAUGGGCUCCGCAUCUCGCUCACGCAAAGAGUCCGCCCCGCAAGUCUUGCUUCCAGAAGAAGAGAAAAUAAUCGUCGAAGAAACUAAAAGUAACGGUCAGACAGUGAUGGAGGAAAAGAGCCUCGUGGACACCGUGUACGCAUUGAAGGAUGAAGUGCAGGAGCUGCGGCAGGAUAACAAGAAGAUGAAGAAGUCUUUGGAAGAGGAGCAGAGGGCCCGCAAAGACCUGGAAAAGCUGGUGCGGAAGGUUCUGAAGAACAUGAACGACCCUGCUUGGGAUGAGACCAAUCUCUAAGGCUGACGGUCCUCGAGGGCCGAAGCCCCGCUCCCGGGCGAGCCAGGCGGGGCGGCGGCGAGGGCGGAGGGGCGCC